Eufriesea mexicana is the source of this 3567-nucleotide messenger RNA. RefSeq names its product CUB and Sushi multiple domains furrowed (gene fw). The record is from RefSeq and is a predicted model, not a curated record. NCBI's taxonomy places the organism in Eukaryota, Metazoa, Arthropoda, Insecta, Hymenoptera, Apidae. The transcript has 22 exons. Bases 201 to 3545 code for a protein of 1114 amino acids.
CAAAAAUAUUUUGUUGUCGAAACAAGUUUUCAUCGGUGCCACGCAUCGAACAAAGAAACUUCUUGUGAAAGUUUCCGUGGUGCACGAUAAAGUGUUCUCUGGUAGCGGAUACGCGCUCUUGUGGAUGAUCGCGACCAAAGUUAGUGUACUUUCGAUGUGAUCCCGCCUUUCGACCACCAACAGAAAACGAUAUAUCGAGGAUGGGACGAGAGAUUCUCCUAUCCCUUUUGGGAAUCCUCGUCGUGGGCGCAGAAGGAUUGAAGUGCGGGCAUCCGGCUGUACCGAUGAAUGCCAAGGUGUCAUUGUCCGACGAAUCCUUAGCAACAGGCACUUUGGCGACGUACACUUGCGACGCCGGAUACGAAUUGUUCGGCAGUGGCAGCUUAACGUGCAACGCUCGAGGAAAAUGGCAAGGGGAUCUACCAUUUUGCGGCACAAACGUCGCCUUUCGCAAACCGACGAAUCAAUCGACGACCGUGAGAGGUGGAGAUGCUAGCCAUGGAAAUGACGGAGACUCGAGUACCGAACACGACGGGAAGAGAUGCACCGAGACGCAAAGCGAGCCUAGCCCUUGGUGGAAGGUCGACCUUCUCAAGUCGUAUUCGGUAAAAGUCGUCAGGGUAACGACCAGAGGUUGCUGCGGCCAUCAACCUCUUCAGGACAUCGAAAUACGCGUUGGUAACAGUAGCGUAGAAUUGCAGCGUAAUCCUUUGUGCGCCUGGUUUCCUGGCACGAUCGAGGAAGGGAUCACGAAGACAUUUGUAUGCGCCAGAGCUCUCUUCGGGCAGUAUGUGUUCUUGCAAUUGGUCGGAGUGGAAGGAAGUUUGAGUCUGUGCGAGGUGGAAGUGUUUGCCGUGGAUGAGUUCUCAACAGACAGGUGUGCCUACAGUGGAACACCGGCUGACGCAGACUUGGCCGCUUUCAAUUCCACCUGUUACGAGUUUAUCGUGAAAAAGGGAGGCUCUUUCCAAGAGGCCAGGAAUUAUUGCCGCACAAGAGGCGGCGAUCUCGUUCAUGGAUUCAAGGGUUCUGCUUCGGUAUACAUACUGAACAACCUCGAGAGGCGGAAAGACAAACUGAAGACACAGCUGGUCUGGAUAGGUGCUCAGAAGGAACCUCUAAUAACGGCACGAACGUGGCGAUGGGUUGACGGUGAAAUUGUGCAGAAACCUUCCUGGGGAAAGGAUCAACCAAAUAAUUACAACGGGGAACAAAAUUGUGUAGUGUUAGACGGAGGUCGUAGCUGGCUAUGGAACGAUGUCGGCUGUAACCUUGACUACUUGCAUUGGAUAUGUCAAAGCAGACCACCUACUUGCGGUAGUCCGGAAAAGUCCGAGAACACAACGAUUACGGGCACUAAACGAACCAUAGGAUCUACGAUAGAUUACGUUUGCCCCGAUGGAUACAUGUUAAUAGGUUCAAAAAGCAGAACGUGCGAGCCAAGCGGAUUUUGGAGUGGUGAAGCUGCCACGUGCAAGUUCGUCGAUUGCGGUUCUCUGCCUGAGCUGGAGAACGGUAUGAUCACGCUGGUCGAUAAAAGAACAACUCACGGCGCGUUAGCUGAUUACGCGUGUAAAGAAAACUACACGUUGCUGGGUGAUGCUAGGCGUAGAUGCGGAGACGGUGGUAUUUGGAGUGGACACCAACCUCAGUGUUUAUUUGACUGGUGCCCGGAACCACCGCAAAUUAACGGCGGAGUUGUAACAACGACUGGGAGAAGAGCUGGCUCGACAGCCACUUACUCUUGUCAAAAUGGUUUCAUUUUAUUCGGAGAUAACGUUCUUACGUGUGAUGUUGGCGGAGAAUGGUCCGGUAAAGCGCCCCAAUGCCGAUUCGUCGAUUGUGGAGCACCGGCACAAAUUGAAUUCGGUUCCGUGACCCUAAUUAAUGGCACCACCACGGUUAAAAGUUUGACUGUGUAUACGUGUUUGGAAGAUUACUGGCUGAUUGGCGAGGCGAAACAAGAGUGCACUAAAGAAGGGAAAUGGAGUCACAAUACGCCAUCCUGUGAAUUAAUCACUUGCGAAGAGCCCGAGGUACCAGCAGGAAGCUACGUCGUUGGAUACGACUUGAACGUUCAUAGCGCUAUUGAGUACCACUGCGAGCCAGGAUAUUUACUUCAAGGCGAAACCAGACAUACUUGUGGCAGAGACGGUGAAUGGUCAGGAGAAGUGCCGACCUGCGAGUACGUAGAUUGCGGGAAAGUUUUGCCUGUCUUGAAUGGUGCUGCAGAAUACGUGAAUGGAACAACACAUCUCGGAAGUGAAAUCACCUACAGUUGCACGAGAAACUACAGAUUAAAUGGAGUGUCGAGAAGAUAUUGUUUAGACAAUGGUCAAUGGAGUGACGCGACACCAAAGUGUGAAGAGAUUCGAUGUCAAGAACCUAUCUAUGCAGAGCACGGAAUUCUUUCAGUAACCGGCAAUGAUCGAAUGUACGGCAGAACUCUAAUUCGUACCGGAACUCCAGAGAAUUCUAACACUGGUGCGACUUCUUACAAGAUCGGUGCACUUGCAAAGUACCGCUGCGAGAGGGGAUACAAGGUUGUUGGAGAACCUCUGUCCACUUGCGAAGAAAAUGGAAAAUGGAGCGGCGAAGUUCCGCGAUGUGUCUAUGUCGAUUGUAGUAAGCCAGAACACAUACAACACGGAAGAUAUACUUUAACGUCGAAUGCAACUUAUUAUGGAGCAGCUGCGCUUUACGAGUGCGACGGCAAUUUUGAAUUGGAUGGCUUUGCUAGAAGAUUAUGCCUUGAAAACGGCACUUGGAGCAGUGACACUCCGGUUUGUAAAGAAAUUAGGUGCAAAGACCCUGAAAAAGAAGGAGUGUUAUCUACGCAAGUUUCGACUCACAGCGUGGGUGGUGUGGCUCACUAUAGCUGCCCGCGUGGGUUCUAUAUGGAAGGAAACGAAACCAGAGUAUGCUUACAGAACGGAUCCUGGAGCGGAAGUACACCCGCUUGUUUCUCGGUUGAUUGCAAACAUCCAGAGCCUAUAGAAAAUGGAAGAGUGAUAGUGGUAAAUGGAACUACUACCUAUGGUGGAACCGCAGAAUAUCAUUGUUUACCGCAAUACGAAAGAGUGGGACCGUUUUUAAGGAAAUGCUUAGAUACCGGCACAUGGAGUGGAGAAGAACCUAAAUGUGAAUUUAUGCCAAACGAAGUAGCUGAAGCCCAGGGUGUGGGUACUAGUGUUGGCAUUGGAGCUGGAGUUAUUAUAUUUAUAUUAAUCAUUCUCGGACUUGUUUACCUAAGACUGAGGAAAGCUACGCCGGUAAAAAAUACCGAGAAUGUGCAAGCAGCUGAAAGGAAAGAAGAUCAAAACGCUGCUGUUAUGUCUUACGCCACUCUUAAUGAUGGCACACCUAACACUAUGUACGAAAACGUUCCAGAGGAUGGUCUUUACGAUAGUCCUUACAGCUUAAGUGGCAGUACCUACGGAUACGGCACCAACAUGAGAAGACAUUACGGUAGAUCAGGACACUAUGAGGCGGAACCAGUGUCAAAUAGAAACGGCAUUACGAUUAAUGGAGUAUCUGUACGAUAGUUUAAAAUACGAUUAGAACCGU